Molecule: messenger RNA, 1290 nt
Organism: Hibiscus syriacus
Lineage: Eukaryota; Viridiplantae; Streptophyta; Magnoliopsida; Malvales; Malvaceae
Product: telomere-associated protein RIF1-like
Exons: 3
Coding region: 432-935 (167 amino acids)
Biological process (GO): telomere maintenance
Cellular component (GO): nucleus
Source: RefSeq, a predicted model, not a curated record
UUCACAUUCUGAUGUCUUUCUUAGUUGAAUUGCUCAGAAAUUGUACGGGAUCUUGAAAAAGCCCUUUUGUGAGUUUGUCUCAUCACGAUUUCCAGCCCAUUUUGCCUUUUCAAAUUAAGAGUGCAUCAUUUUUAUGGAUGAAAUGUUCAAUAUUUAGCUACUUACAUUGCUGUCCUAACCAUGGAGAAGUUUCAUCUGUAGGGUAAAUAAAAGCAGAAAGGUCUAAUAAUCCAACUGAACCAUGAUCUACACAAGAAUUUAGCCACAUAGUUUAUCUGAUAUUUGUGACAGAAAAAAUAAGAAUUUUACUUGUUUAUUCUAUUACCAAGAAUGCACAUUUUUUCAUGUAAACUAUUGACGACUAGGUUGCUUAAUAUUCACCCCAAUCUUAUAAGCUGUUGUUUCUUUGUCGCUUAAAAUCUUGCACAUUCAUGAAAUUCUUGUACAUAAACAUGGCAGAGGAACAAUCCUCGGGUAUUGUGAAUUCAAGGGUAUUUUCUGCAUUGACUCGCUUCAUUAGUUGCCUUCACUCGAAGCAAGAUAUUCUGUCAUUUUUUGAGAUAAUAUCCGGUUCACUGUUUCAAUGGUUAUCGCAUCAAGAUAUAAAGGAUGAAAAUGUCAAAGAUCAACUCAGAACCCUCUGGGAUGAGAUCCUCAAUUGUUUACGGAGGAGUCAGCCUCUACCAACUUUCAAUUCAUCUUUCCUCAAACUUAAAAUGCCGUUCCUCGAGAAAACACUGGAUCAUCGGAAUACCUCCAUUUCUGAUGAGACCAUAAUCUUUUGGAACUCCACAUAUGGCAAGCAAAUAAACUUGGAGUAUCCCCAAAAUCUGCUUCAUGUUCUGCACAAGUUGUUACACAAGUUGUCAAGAAUUGGAAGAAUAAGCCUCUACAAGAAUUGGAUCACUGCAACACAGAACAGGAGCUCGAAGUGAGUAGAGUUGACAGAGGAGGGUAUGAUUGCUGGAGUUAAGCCACCAUUAAAUUCAAAACGAAAAAGAGUGGAACUAACAGAGCAUCAAAAGGAAGUAAGACGAGCACAACAAGGGAGAGGGACUGCAAUGGACAUGGUCCCGGGAUCCGAACUUAUACUAGUCUCGACUUUUCGCAGGGAAACGAGGAGUCGCAAGACAGCCAGGAUAUUCGAGAUUCGGAAGCCAUGUUGGAGAUGUGGAGAAGAUAGACGCGAUUGAAUUGUAGUAACAUCAACUUAUCGCUAUGAUGAUGUUUGUUUAUGUAUAUAUGUACAAAUAAGAUAAAAGGGUAGUAAUUGUGUUUGGAUAUAAAUCU